Molecule: messenger RNA, 204 nt
Organism: Brugia pahangi
Lineage: Eukaryota; Metazoa; Nematoda; Chromadorea; Rhabditida; Onchocercidae
Source: the annotation of a GenBank genome assembly
AUGCCCACUCCAAAUUCGAUUCAGCUCCUCAUUCUAUUCGGACAACAACUAAAGAGACGAGAGAAGGAAGUGCAUUCAUUGUCAGCUGACAGCAAUAAUAUUUCGGUUGUGAUCACAACAUACCGCCCAUUUCGAAUUGAAGGGAAAAAUGGGCCAUCCUUCCUGGAAAUAAAUCACGCUGAGAGUGCAAUAACAGGUUGGUGA